CACAUAAAUAAAAAGACCAUUUCACGUUCGUUUUUCAUGCAAUGGCGACUGAAUGUAUGAUCGCGUCACAAGAAACUCAAAAAUCGCCACUGGUUUUCGACGCCACCGUGCUCCGCCACCAGUCCACGAUCCCAACCCAAUUCGUGUGGCCGGACCACGAGAAGCCCGGGUCGUCCUUCUCGGCAGCCCGGGAACUCGAGGUCCCCGUUAUCGACUUGGAUCGCUUCCGCUCAGGCGAUCCUCUCGCCGUCGCGGAAGCGUCCAGGCUCGUAGAUGAAGCGUGCAAAAAACAUGGGUUCUUUCUGGUAGUCAACCAUGGCGUUGACUCUAGGAUUAUCUCAGAGGCUUACCGUUACAUGGACCUCUUCUUUGACUUGCCACUCUCCCACAAGGAAAAGGCUCUGAGGAAGUUGGGGGACUCUUGUGGGUAUGCCAGCAGUUUCACCGGGAGGUUUUCGAGCAAGCUUCCAUGGAAGGAAACUCUUUCGAUCAUUUCUUCAGGCCAGGAAAAGUCUUCCCACAUCGUGAAAGACUAUUUCCAGGAAACGUUCGGUCCAGAUUUUGCUCCUCUUGGGGAGAUAUAUGAAGAAUACAGCAAUGAGAUGAGAAAGGUCUCGCAGGAGAUACUGGAAGUGCUGGGAAUUAGCUUGGGCGUGGGAAGGAAACCUUUGAGGGAAUUCUUCCAAGGGGACGAGUCCAUAUUGCGGCUGAACCACUACCCGCCAUGCCAGAGACCUGAGCUGACCCUAGGGACGGGCCCACAUUGUGAUCCCACGUCCAUCACCAUCCUCCAUCAGGACUCCAUUGGUGGCCUCCAGGUUCUUGUCGAAAACGAGUGGCGGUCUGUCUCCCCCAACCUCCAUGCCUUUGUCGUUAACAUCGGCGACACCUUCAUGGCAUUGUCGAAUGGAAUAUAUAAAAGUUGCUUGCAUAGGGCAGUGGUGAACAACCAGAGUCCGAGGAAAUCAAUGGCUUUCUUUCUUUGCCCGAAUGGGGAUAAGGUGGUGAGCCCACCGCCAGCGCUGGUGAACUCAAACAACCCAAGGCUCUACCCGGACUUCAAAUGGCCCACCCUCCUAGAGUUCACCCAGAAGCAUUAUAGAGCUGACAUGAACACUCUUACCAAUUUCUCAAAAUGGCUCCAAGACCACCCCUCACCUUAAUGUCUCAUCUUCCCAUCACUUAGACUUGUUAUUGAUAAACACCACAUAAAAUUAAAGUUAUGAGUCAUAAUAGACCGGUGAUGAUUUCACAUUAUUAUUAUCAUUGUUAUUUUUAUUACUCCUAUUAUUCAAGGAUUGAAAUGGUACUUAUUUGUUAUUCCAAUGGCUUUGAUCCC
Molecule: messenger RNA, 1339 nt
Organism: Cuscuta epithymum
Lineage: Eukaryota; Viridiplantae; Streptophyta; Magnoliopsida; Solanales; Convolvulaceae
Source: the annotation of a GenBank genome assembly